CAAGUAUAUAAAAGCAGCUUCCUUCUUGGUUCUAGUUAUCAGUUGACUGCAGCAAUUCAAGUCGCAUAGACCGAAGUAAAGUGGGAAGUCAAGAGCUAACUGUAAUUUUUUUAAUUCAAAAUAAAGCAACAAAAUAAAACCUAAUACAAAAAUGGCCUUUUUCAAAUCUUUGGUGUGUUUGGCUGUGUUAAGCGUUGCCUCUGCUGGCAUUCUGCAUCAUGGUGGACACGGUGCCGGUUUAUACGCUGCUGCACCGCUGGCGGUUGCACAUGGACCUGCCCACGAUGAAGGACUCGACUAUUAUGCCUACCCCAAAUACCACUACAACUACGGUGUUGCCGACUCACAUACCGGUGAUGUGAAGUCACAGCACGAAGUUCGCGAUGGUGAUGUGGUGAAGGGCUCUUACUCGCUCGUCGAACCAGACGGUUCGGUGCGCACUGUCGAGUAUACCGCCGAUGACCAUAACGGUUUCAAUGCCGUCGUCUCCAAGAGCGCCCCCACCAUCCAUCAUGCCGCUCCAGUUGCUGUUGCGCACGCUCCCGUACUCUCUCAUGGUCCAGUAGUUGCGCACCAUGUUGCCGCCGCUCCAGCUUUAUCAUUGGCGCAUCACGCUCCCGCCGCCUACGGAUAUGCCACCCACGAUGCGCACGCCCAUGUCUCUCACUACUAAGAUAGCGAAAUGAACGCACGCUAAUAAUGGACCUGACCCCACUCCAAACAAACAAGCGUUAGAAUUUAUUUAUUAACGAAUAUCUAAUAUUAAUAUAUUGAAAAUCCCAUGCUACGAUGACGACCGAAAAAGUGAAAGGAGAAGAAGUGGAGAGGACGAGAUGGUGUAUCAUAAAAUCGCGAUUACUUAUCGAUCUACCAAAAGUCGGCCGAUAUUUCGGCACCGGAGCGCAGUGUGUGUAAAUAGGGAUUUCAUAAAUGUCUUCACAAUACAUACUCUACAGCCAUAUGCUUUCAAUACUCUCGUAUUUUUAUAACUUCAUCUGCUCUUUUCAUUAUCGUUCUCUAAAGCUAAUGCAUGCAAACCUGUAAUCUUGGCAAUAAAAACACUGCCAUUCAUACGAGUAAAUAUGUCCCUCGAAUCAGUGAUAGACCCUUAUGUAUUUUGUAAAUAUUACUUAGAUCUCUUUUCGUCCCCGUAAACAUUUCGCCCCACGUCGCUAGCAUUUCCAUGGCAUCUCUCAUUUCUCUCACCACCUCUUAAAUGCGAAUACACGAAAUAAUCGACAUACGUAGCUGCUGAUCACCGCCACUACACCCACCUUCAAACUUACUCAUUUCCACUCAGUCAUUUACUCAAUUACUCACUCUCUCACUAGAUUAACAGGCUCACUUAAGCUCAAAGAAUACUCCCACUUGCCACGAUAAUUAAUCUUCUGUAAAUUAGUUAGGUAAAACGACAAUAUUGUACCUUAAAAACGCAUAUAAAAGAGAAAAGUCCAAGCGGUAGAAUUUGUAAAAAGUCGGCAAAUAGAAAAGAAGUCCGUAAGAAUAUAAAAAUUGAAUGCAAGCAUAUUGGAGAGAUACCUGUACACUAUGGAAUAUAAAAUAAUUCUCAAUAGUGGACAUGUCAUCCCUGUUAAACAAAUGUAAGCAAGUUUUUAUUCUAAUUGUAUUAUAUUUUUUUUUUGUAUCUGCGUUAAAUAUUAAGUGAUUACAUACAUA
Messenger RNA from Rhagoletis pomonella (apple maggot), 1677 nucleotides. RefSeq names its product cuticle protein 8-like. The coding region runs from base 152 to 673 and encodes 173 amino acids. The transcript is spliced from 3 exons. The record is from RefSeq and is a predicted model, not a curated record. Gene Ontology annotation, cellular component: extracellular matrix. Lineage: Eukaryota; Metazoa; Arthropoda; Insecta; Diptera; Tephritidae.